CUAGCUUUGGCUUAGAGGAUUGUAGAAUUGAAGUUUUUGUGGCUGAGGUUUGAAGUUUGCUUCGCUCUUACCUUUUGGAAGUCUGUUGAUUAUUCUUCAACAGGAAGAAGUCACUGGGACCUUCGACAUAUUGUUAAUAUGUUUUCUGGGAUAAAGAUCAUACCUCGUGAUGAAGUGGUUGAUGAUAGUUCGGAGGGGGAAAAUGAUAAAUCUAAAGGUGGGAAGGAUAGAAGAAGAAAGAACAAGGACGUUGAUAGAAAGGAGCGUAGGGGAGAAGGAAGUAAGAGAGAUGGGAAGAAGAUUGCCAAGAGUGGAGAUGGGGAGACCGUUCAUGAUGACUUUCUUGAAGGGGAUAUAGUUAGAAAGAAAAUUGGUCUCGAUUGGAUGCUGCCGCCAACCCGAAAGGCUGAUCCAAACCCUGCUUCAGAUGUAGAGGAUAAAUUCGAAGAAAGUGCACCUGAGGUAACUAAAGUGAACCCAAGGGAACUAAAUCCUUAUUUGAAAGAAAAUGGAACCGGUUAUCCAGAGGAAGAAUCUGAGAAAAAACAUGGUAAAGACCAGCUUUUACCAUCUUCGGUUGUUGGGGAUGGGGGUGCGAGUUGGAGAAUGAAAGCACUCAAGCGUGCAAAGGAACAGGCUGCGAGAGAAGGGCAAAAGCUUGAGGAAGUUGCUGGCGAACGAUGGGGUUCUCUUGGUAACCUUGUUGAGUCUGUGGCAUCUCAAAGAGCGGCUCCAUCUCGUGCCCAUUUGAAUGCCAUAAAUAAUAGAAGAAGAGGGGAAAAUGAAAAGAAUGAUACAGAAAAAAAACCAGAAAGAAUUUCUGAGAAGGGUAAUAAUCGGGAGUAUUUGAAAGGUGACUCGUUGAACCAUCGUGUAUUGAGAGCCCCCAAAACUGACCCUUCAUUAUCCUGGGGAAAGAGAAAGAGCCAAACUCAUAGAAACGAAGACUCGAGGCUAAUAUCUGAAGCUGCAGCUCACUUGAAUAAGUUUUCCAAUGACGGAAAUUUCAUGAAGGAAAUGCUUUCUAAGCAGAAGAAUGUAUCAGUGUCUCCCGUAGAGACUCGUGAAGAUCACAGAAAUGAUGUGGAGCAGAAAGCAUUACCGUCAGAGACCAAUAAGGAUGGUGAAGGGAUUCUUCCGAGUAUGGAAACUUUAAGUGUGAAUAAACUGGCUGCUAAAGCCUUCCAGCUCCGUAUGAAAGGGAAACAUGAAGAAGCCCAGAAACUUAUGGAAGAAGCAGAGAGGCUGAAAGCAGAACAAGCUGGUGGAGACGAUUCAUCCAAAGACCACUCCAUCAGAACCGCAGUGAGAUAUCCUGUCAAAGAUAUAUCGGGUAGAAGGAAGAAUGAAGAUGAUAAUACGGAUAUGCAUCUAGCCAAGAGCAUAAUGCAGAACAAACAGUACAAAACAUCUAAUCAAGCUGCUGAUGAUGAGUAUGAAUAUGGAGACGCUCCAAGCAAAAAGUCCCGGAAGCGGGAAUCGUCCAGUAACAUUCCUGAAAAGGACAACCGUGUGAAACGUAUUAUGACCCAGCAAGAACGCUGUCUCUUUUGUUUUGAGAACCCAAAGCGGCCGAAACACUUAGUUGUGUCCAUUGCCAACUUCACCUAUCUGAUGUUACCACAACAUCAGCCCCUUGUCCCAGGCCAUUGCUGUAUCUUGCCAAUGCAGCACGAGGCAGCCAGCAGAAGUGUUGACGACAAUGUUUGGGACGAAAUUCGUAAUUUCAAGAAGUGUCUUAUAAUGAUGUAUGCAAAAGAAGGAAAAGACGCAGUGUUUCUGGAGACAGUGAUAGGUUUGUCUCAGCAACGUCGCCACUGUUUGAUCGAGUGUAUCCCAAUCCCCCAAGAGAUAGCAAAAGAAGGUCCUUUAUACUUCAAGAAGGCGAUCGAUGAAGCGGAAAGUGAAUGGAGUCAGCACAAUGCAAAGAAGCUCAUAGACACUAGCGUAAAGGGUCUGAGAAACUCUAUACCCAAGAAUUUCCCUUACUUCCAUGUUGAGUUUGGUCUAGACAAAGGGUUUGUUCACGUGAUUGAUGAUGAACAACAGUUCAAUAGCAAUCUUGGACUAAAUGUAAUCAGAGGAAUGCUUGAGUUACCAGAAGAAGACAUGUACAGACGUAGAAGGCAGGAGUCGGUAGAGAGCCAGAAAAAGGCGGUUGUGAGCUUUGCUCGCGAAUGGGAACACUUUGAUUGGACUAAACAGCUUGAUUAGAAGAACAUCGCUCGGUAAUGUUAACUGUUUUAAAACAGAAGGAUUUGCUUGAAGAAAAGUUGCUUUGAUCCCUCCAUAAGUCAAAAGUAAGGAUAUUGGUUGUCUUUUUAUGUGUAUCUAUACCAAAAGGAUAUUGGUGCAAUUAAAAGUUGAACACAAGG
Arabidopsis arenosa is the source of this 2375-nucleotide messenger RNA. NCBI's taxonomy places the organism in Eukaryota, Viridiplantae, Streptophyta, Magnoliopsida, Brassicales, Brassicaceae. The record is from the annotation of a GenBank genome assembly.